AUGUCGGGACAAAACUUCAACACUGCAGCCAUGAGAGGACAGUUUUCCAUCGAGUGGAUGGCCCAGAGCAGCCAGUCCUCCGGCACAGAGAGCUCAGCCUCUGGACCCGCCGCCUGUGGGACUCAUUCAGAGAGUCUGCCGGGCUUUUACUGCAGGCAGAAGUCCGAAAAUGGACCCGAGCAGCAAGAAACCAGAAACCAGGGCCUCAAUUCAAUCAGUCUACAGCACCAAACCUCCCACAAUAAUCAAGUAACCGAGGAAGGCUUCAGCAGCGGGACAGAGGAGGAAACAUCCGGCUACGAGAGUGAAGGGGGUCGCUCCCUCUCCCCCUCGGCCCCCACUGACUGCACCUCCACCCCCCCGGCAUCCCCUCCGUCAGGGAGGAGACCCCGUACGGCCUUCACAGCAGAGCAGAUCAGUAGCCUGGAGAGGGCCUUCAAGAGAAACGCUUACCUGGGAACACAGGACAAAUCCGAGCUCUGCAAGAAGCUCAGCCUUUCUGACAAACAGAUCAGAAACUGGUUCCAGAACAGGCGGAUGAAGCUGAAGAGGACGGUGCAGGACGCCCUGGCUCACGCCUGCCAGGCAAACGUCGCCUCUCAGUUCAUGCAUUACCCCGAGCUGCAGGCCUACAGAUCGGGACCCUACCCCAGAUAUCACUCUGCAGCAGCAGCCCAGGACGUCCAAGCCGCUGGUUCCUACAUCCACCCACACAGCCUGCAUUACAGCUCCCCUCUGCCCAGCGUCACCUCUCUGCCCCUGGACUCUUUCUACCAGUACAGCAGCCUCCCUGGAGUCAUGCUGCCGUCUGCCACAUCUCAGAUAAUGGGAUCCUACUCAGCUUACCCUCAGUAUUACUGA
Molecule: messenger RNA, 861 nt
Organism: Trematomus bernacchii (emerald rockcod)
Lineage: Eukaryota; Metazoa; Chordata; Actinopteri; Perciformes; Nototheniidae
Gene: ved
Product: ventrally expressed dharma/bozozok antagonist
Exons: 4
Coding region: 1-861 (286 amino acids)
Biological process (GO): neuron projection morphogenesis; endocrine pancreas development; spinal cord motor neuron cell fate specification
Cellular component (GO): nucleus
Molecular function (GO): sequence-specific double-stranded DNA binding
Source: RefSeq, a predicted model, not a curated record